Molecule: messenger RNA, 408 nt
Organism: Plenodomus lingam JN3
Lineage: Eukaryota; Fungi; Ascomycota; Dothideomycetes; Pleosporales; Leptosphaeriaceae
Cellular component (GO): membrane; endoplasmic reticulum
Molecular function (GO): protein-macromolecule adaptor activity
Source: RefSeq, a predicted model, not a curated record
AUGCCAGGCCCAACUCCAAGUCACGAUGGGUACCUUCCCUACUUUCUGCUGUUUACAGCUUUUCUAGCCACUGUACAUUCAGUCAUCUGCUAUGUCUCCCCACCAUCCGCCGGGCUUCGCCAAUUCUCCGGCCACCUUUCUCCGCCGCAUACGCAGCUCCUGGCUCAUGUGUACGGAGUGAAGAACAUCUACACCAGCCUGAUUCGUGCAUAUGCUGCGUUCAACGUCAACAAUCGCGCGCUGUACGACUUGGCAACAUCCACCUACGUGCUGGUUCUGUUUCUCUUCAUCACCGAGUUGACGGUGUGGAAGACUGCGCGGGUGCGGGAGUCGGUCUUUCCUUUUCUCAAUGCGGGGGUUGGCCUGACGUGGAUGAUGGCGGCGAGGGGAUGGUACCUGGCAAAUUAA